Solea senegalensis (Senegalese sole) is the source of this 5498-nucleotide messenger RNA. RefSeq names its product macrophage-stimulating protein receptor-like. The record is from RefSeq and is a predicted model, not a curated record. Gene Ontology annotation, cellular component: semaphorin receptor complex; membrane. Gene Ontology annotation, molecular function: semaphorin receptor activity; ATP binding; protein binding. Bases 281 to 4420 code for a protein of 1379 amino acids. Gene Ontology annotation, biological process: semaphorin-plexin signaling pathway involved in axon guidance; multicellular organism development; positive regulation of kinase activity. The transcript is spliced from 21 exons. Lineage: Eukaryota; Metazoa; Chordata; Actinopteri; Pleuronectiformes; Soleidae.
GAAGCGGCGGAUUUGACUGACGGACUGACUGACUGAAGUCACACGGACCGACUGACGGACUGACUGACGGACUGACCGCAGCGUGAGAGCGCGCAGGAACGCGCCAGGAUCAGACUGACGCUGGAAACAGAGAUUACUCCCUCUUGCGCAUUUUUACAGGCACGUGUUUAAUUUCCCUGAAGUGCACACCGUUUAGGCAUCAGUGGCUGCUAUUUAAGAUGCUUUGGUCCUGACAUCGGACGUGGAGGUAACCCCACGUUGUCCACACCCCAGAGUGGAGAUGGUACACUGUACCGUGCUGUGGGGGACAUGUGCAUGGCUCCCGACUGUGUUGACCAUGGCUGUGGCCAGCUGUCCCUCACUGGCCCUGAGUCCUGUCAACUAUUCUGUGGUUUACACCAUGCCCUUCUUCCAGGCCCAAGGCCACAUCCAGAACAUUGUCAACAACUCAUAUUACCAGGAGGUGUAUGUAGCAUCUAAGAACGUGAUAGAAGCUGUGAACAGAAGCUUGGAGAAGGUGUGGGAGCUGCGCACUGGGCCAGUUGGAAGCCCGCAGUGUCAGAUAUGUCAUUUAUGUGACAUUGACAAGGACCCUAAAUUCCUGGAGGACACAAACAAUCAGAUAUUGUUGUUGGAUACACUAUUUAUGUAUUUAUAUUCAUGUGGAAGCUCUCAGUAUGGCGUAUGCUACUUCCACCAACUUAACCCAAACAAAGAGCCGCCUUCUCUUUCUAAGUGUUUGUUCCGGAGGGAUUCAAACUCUGCUGCCUACUGUCCUGACUGUGUGGCCAGUCCUCUUGGAACUAAAGUCACCAUGGUUGAAGAAGGUCAAACUGUCUACUUCUUUGUUGCAACGACUGUAAAUGACAGUGUUACCCAGCGUUACGGCAGGAAGUCUCUGUCGGUCCGUCGGCCGCUGGCCACUGAAGACGGUUUCUACAGUGACGUGCGAGGCCUCACGGUCCUUCCUGGUCUUCGGAGAACGUACCAUAUUAAAUACAUCUACAGCUUUUUCACGCAGGAGUUCGUCUACUUCCUUUCUGUCCAAAGAGAGAGCCCUGAUCAGGACUCGUCUCCAUUCCAGACUCGCCUGGGCCGUCUCCCUCGGAAUGAAUGGGAGAUGAAGAGGUAUCGCGAGGUGAUCCUGGAGUGUCGCUUUGAACCGAAGCGUCGCAGGAGAAAUGUGGCCAGUGAGCCUUAUAAGGACGUUGUGUACAACGUGAUCCAGGCUGCUCAUUUUGGAAAAGCAGGCCGGGAGCUGGCAGAGGAGUUAGGUGCAGAGGAAGAGGACGAGAUCCUUUACGGGGUUUUUGCAGUGACUGGUGACAGUGGGGUCACAGAGCAUGACUCAGCACUGUGCGCCUUCCCAAUGGACAAUGUGAACAAAGCAAUCGUGGAUGGGGUCGAUGACUGCUGUGAAUCUGGACCAGAGCAGCUCUCCAGAGGACUCUGCCAUUUCCAGUCCUGUGAGAGCUGUCCACAUGAGAGCAUGGAGAACAAUGCCACAUGCAGAGACCAUCCCACCAUGGUGUCGAAGCCCUACUACAGAGUCGACCUCUUCAACAGACAGAUGACAGAUGUGCUGCUCACCUCUCUGCUGGUCACGACGAUAGAGAACAAGACUGUGGCACAUAUUGGCACUUCAACUGGACGCCUGCUACAACUGGUGUUGACCAGAUCCAGUCCUAUUAUUUUUGCCAAUUAUUCUUUGGAGGAGAACCAGAGAGUCUCAUCCAUCGCUGCUGUUUACUCCUCUGAGUAUCUUCUGUUUGUGGUUGGAGAUAAGAUGAUUCAGGUGCCACAGAGAGGACCAGGCUGCCAACACUUCCUGACCUGUGCCAUGUGUCUAACAGCUCCUAAGUUCAUGGGCUGUGGCUGGUGCUCUGGCACCUGCUCCUGGGAGAGUGAAUGUCAUAGUCGCUGGAGGAACGAGUCCUGUCCUCCUGGAAUUGCUGGGUUCUUCCCACGGACUGCUCCUCCUGACGGUCAAACAGAGCUCACAGUGUGUGGAUGGGAGUUCCAGUCGCCUUUAAGACCCACCAUCACCUCCAGGACACACCUGGUGCGACUGGGACAGACCGUGUGUACUGUGCAGCCGGUCAAAAGCAACAACACACACUUGGUGUGUAAGAUUCGCUCUGGGGCCACUGAACUGUCCAAACCAGUCAAAAUUACUGUGGAAGUGAAUGAGGGCAAGAUGGAGGGACGCUACUUCAUUGAAGGGAAAGCGGAUAUGCCAGGGUUCAAAUUUGUGAUUCCAAACAUCACAGAAAUCCAACCCAACUAUGGGCCUCGUGUCGGGGGCACACUCAUCACAGUGACUGGGCCUCACUUGAAUGCUGGGAAGAGCAGAAAAGUCACUCUCAACGACAUGCCCUGUCCAAUCAAGAGAGUCACAAAGCCCAAAGGAAAUGUGUCGUCCAUCAUCUGUCAGUCCCAGCCCAUCUCAGAGGUGAGGGACGUCCCUCUGAGUGUCUUCAUUGACAAGUCUCCUGUCCUCACCACAAAGGUGUUUUACUACAAAGAAAAUCCGAAGAUUACAGCUGUGAUGCCUGACUGCAGCUUUGAGAGGUGUCUCAACUGUAGAGGAUCAAAGAUUGUGAUUGAAGGGCAGAACCUGGAUUCUGUGUAUCGCACCAUCAUCCGCUUUAAGCCCAAUGAGAGCCACCUGAAGCCUGUGACCAGGGAAUGCAUAGGAAAGUCCUUCCCUACAAGGAUGGAGUGUGUCACCCCAGUGUUCCCCAGGGAUGAGACAGAGAAGGGGGAGCUUUCUUUUGACAUGGAUGGUGCAGUGGCUUUGUGGAACAAAGAGUUCUCCUAUCACCCAUACGGCAAGCCCAUCCCAUUUGAAACAGAGGGGCGUGUUCUUAGUUUGUACCCUGGCUUUGAUGAAGUGUCACUGCAUCACCAGAAGCUCAACCUGGUGAGCUCCUGCAUGGCCAUCAUCAUGACAGUGGCAGGUGUCGACUGUGAUGCUAAAGUCCUGGAUAAUGAGAUUACAUGCAGGAUUCCUAAAAACAUGACCAUCCCCAGAGAGGGGCUUCCAGUCAAGAUCUCCAUCAAUGGCCAAGUCCACAAUGUUGGUACAGUGGUGAGAGUGAGUAACCACUACAUGGUGGGGAUUAUUCUGGGGAUCCUGGCGGCUCUGGUUGCUGGAGCAGUGCUGGCUUUCAUUGUAAUGAAACACCUGAGGAAGAAGAAGAAAGCCUCCAUGGUAGAGACCCGUUUGUCCCACAGUGCCAACCGCUCUGGACUAAAUAAUGUGGAUGUGUCUCCUGCUGGUGACUACAGGAGAGUAUCCCUGAGUCCUUCCUACUCUGUGGGCAGUGGUCAGAUGGUGUUCCCCAGGCCUGCAUAUGCUGCAGGCAGCAUAGAUGCUACGGUCAUUCCCCUCGUACCUCCAGAAAAAAUAUCCAUCUCAAGUUUUAGACCAGAGCUGCUGGAGGAGGUGAAGGAUGUUCUUAUUCCUGCGGAGAUGCUUAUUGUGCAGCAUCAUCGCAUCAUAGGGAAAGGUCAUUUUGGCACCGUGUAUCACGGCUACUUCACGGACCAGAGCAACAGAGACAUCCACUGUGCUGUCAAGUCUCUCAACAGAAUUACAGAUGUGGAGGAGGUGGAGCAGUUUCUGAAAGAAGGUAUCAUCAUGAAGGGUUUCCACCACAGCAACGUGCUCUCUCUGCUGGGCAUCCUGCUGCCACAGGAAGGGCUCCCUCUAGUGGUGCUGCCUUACAUGAAGCACGGGGACCUGCGGCACUUUAUCCGCUGCGAGAAGAGGAACCCUACUGUAAAGGAUCUGAUCGGCUUUGGGCUUCAAGUUGCAAAGGGGAUGGAGUACUUGGCCCAGAAGAAGUUCGUACACAGAGAUCUUGCAGCACGCAACUGCAUGCUGGACGAGUCGUACACAGUGAAGGUGGCCGACUUUGGGAUGGCCAGAGAUGUAUUUGAUAAGGAGUAUUACAGUGUUCAGGACCACAGGAAGGCUAAGCUACCUGUCAAAUGGAUGUCCAUUGAGAGUCUGCAGACGCAGAAAUUCACCUCAAAGUCAGAUGUGUGGUCCUUUGGUGUGCUGAUGUGGGAGAUGUUGACCAGAGGAGCGAGCCCCUACCCAGAGGUGGACCCUUAUGACAUCACACAUUACUUACUGAAGGGCCGACGGCUGCCCCAGCCUCAGUACUGCCCUGACCCUCUGUACAGCAUCAUGCUCCAGUGCUGGGACCCGGACUCAGAGCUGAGGCCCAGUUUCGCUACAUUAGUGUCGUCCAUCUCCACUAUCUUGUCAGGACUGGAGGGGGAACACUACAUCAGCCUCAACGUAACCUACGUCAACUUGGACCAGCCACGGCCGUACCCAGCCCUUACAGAGUCUGCUGAUGAGUAUGACUCAAUAGAUGUCUUAGACUCAGGCUCAUUCUCCCCCUGAUCCACUGAUCCUCACAUUUCUAUCUAAUUGGCAUAUAAAAAAAACUUCUCUGGGCCACAGCAACUUCGUUCACCGCAGCAAAGCUAAAGAUGUACAUGUUGAGUCUGCAUGGAAGUGGUCGUCAGAUUCUUUGAGGUGACUUUGAUAACAUUCAGCCAUAUUGGUAAUGGAGGAUUGUCUUAUUUUCAGCAGUGCAUUAAAAAAAACUGAAUAAAAACGAAAUGUUUUCAAGAUCAGUUCAUUUUUUUAUGUUAUAUUUUAUUAAAAUAUAAAAAAAAUUUGCAGCACUAACUUAGUUUAGCCCAAGACAUCAUGACAUGACAGAAAAAAAACAAAGCCGAAUCCUGAAUUGAUCAACAGAUUAUCCAGAUUAACAAAAGCAGGGUACAACUUUUCAAACACAAUAUUGUACAACUGGCAAUAAAAUGUCAUGACUGAAACAGACAUUUUACAUUGAUCUUAUGGAUUUCAAGUUUUGGUUAAAGCCGUGGUUCUCAAACUGGUACGCGUACCACCAGAGAAAGCUUGUGUACCAUCCCGAUUAAAAAUACCGUUCGGCCCUAAACCCGUGUGUGAAGAAUAUUGGACGGCCUACAGCGCUGUUGUAUUUUAAUGUGCUGAAGUAGUAAUGGUGUUACUUUGAGAGCUCAGUAUUUCCUCGGUUGGUGUUUGAUAUAAAACGUUUGACAACAAAUGAAUUAAAUUAUUGAGAAGAGUCACUUAAAUCACAGCUGUUGUGACAUUUAGUGACAAAAAGCUUUAUUUGAACUCUAACCCAUGCACCAACUACACACUGUUACAGUAACACAGGUGAUGUAUAUGAUUAUGUUUCCUUAAUUCUUUUUCAUCAUAUUGAUUGUUCUGUAUAUACUGGAUCAUACAUGGUUCUGAAAUAAAUAUGACACAAUGUCUUUAAAAUAGUGAAAUAAAUGUAAAUAUUUGUUUGUUUUGUCACAAAUAACUAUGCUUGCUAUAAAUGUGUUAAAAGAUGCAUAUUUGCAGUUGAAUUCAUAUUUUAUUUGACAUACAGUGACACAUUUUUGUAGCUCUUAUAUGAAUAAACAGACCUCACUCUCCA